CACGCAUACUUGUAAUGUCACUGGCUGAGCCCUGCCUUCCGCUCCUCCUCCGAUCUUCUCUUCCCCUUCACAAUCAGCUGCCUGACAGGCCACCAAUCCGUCCACUUUACAACUCCUCUGCCAUAGCAGGCUCGGGAACACUUGGCAUGGAGAACCCUGGCAUCGGGAUCCUUACUAUGAUCAACUAGAGCUGCCAAGCCGCUGGCUGCUAACAGGAAGCCUUACUGACAGCUCAGAAAGCAGGAGCGAUCGGAGAGCAUUAGGAGCACACAGCGAACUGCACGAUCUUAUCCAGACACUAAGGCAAAAUUUAGUUCUGAUGGGGGACUUAGGCACGCGACGCUCAACCAUCGUUUCUAGGUUGCCGAUAUUUAGACGGAGCACAACCCGAAAACAGGAUUCUCUUCCUUCCUCACCUUCUUCCAACAAUGGCCUGCACACUUCCUCUCCGUCAAGUACAAAUUCCAGCUCAGGUAGCACUGGGAAACGAAGAAGCAUAUUUCGUACACCAUCCUUAAGUUUUCAUCACAGGAAAGAAAGCAACCACAGUUAUGAAUCCAGCCAAGUACCAACCAUUUCUCAGAGCCCCCAAAGCACUUUGCAGAGCCUUGAACUGGAAGAGCAGACCAAAGCAAAGGCAAGAACCUCCACUAGCAUCCCUAGCUCAUGUAGGAAGAUUACUAGAUCAGUAACCGAGGACUUUGGGAAGAGAAAGGAACAUUCAGUUAGCAAGAAUGUAUUCACAAACUGUUUAGGUAAAAAUGAGGCAGAUGACUCAGGAUUUGUAGAUGAUCAACCCAAAAGAGCUGUGAAACAUUCCUCAAGAAAGCUUCUCCCUAGAUCAUUUUCUUCCCAUUACAGAUUUUCCAAGCAUGGUUCUCGGUGUCAGACUCCACCGCCAGAACAAAAUUCAGGCUGCUCUGCAGAAGCUCUUACCCAACUACAAACAGAUCCUGUACCUGCCAAGUCAGUGCUACAUUGUGCCACAGAGGUAAAUGAAAAUACAGAGAGCUCUUUACUGUCACCUCUUCUAUCAGCUGAUCACACAACUGCUCCACAGACACCAUCUGAUUUUAUAUUUAUGGACGAUUCUGCCUCUGAAGCUGAUUCCCUGCCAAUCAGUGGAAAUCAGAGAUCUGAAGGACAGCAAAUUUGCAAUCCUGUUUCUACCUCACAAGGCUCUGCCAAUCCAGCAUCUGUUCCUGCUGAAAUUAAUAAGGAACUGCAUGCGGUAAAAGACAUGUCCAUAUGUGAUGGUUUAGUCCUUACAAAACAGAAAGCUGCUACAGUUGUAAAAACAUCUGGGUCAAAUAUAUGUCUUGCAUCUUCUAAAGAACUAAUACCUAUGUCUGAACUACCUACAGGUCAUGAUGUUAAUCUUGAAAAUGGUACUGAGCAAAAACCCAUAGAUAGGCCAGUAUUUCAAAAUGGUAAUCACUUCCGCUCUAUAGAAAGUUUGCCAAAGAAAUUUGAGGCAGCUGUAUCUCAAAGUGAAGUGAUGUCAACGCUAAGCACUCAUCAGUCUGUGCCAGAGACAAAAGUUUCAUCUGAGGCACAGUAUUCACAGAUGCGCAAUGGCCAUGCAAGAGUUAACUAUGCCAGUAGUUUCAGCCCAUACAGAGAUGGGCGCUAUUCUGAGAGACGAUUGCGCUCAUCCUCCGAGGGUACCGCAGGGGGCAGCAGCAUGGCUUUUAAACCAAAGGAGCAGCAUUCUGAAGAGCUGCCACAUUUUAGAAAACAAAGAACUAUUUCAACGUCUUCAAAAAUGAAUAGCAUGGAUGUGUUAAACAAUUUGGGGUCCUGUGAAUUGGAUGAAGAUGAUCUUAUGCUUGACCUGGAGUUUACAGAAGAACAGCAGCUUCGAAAAGUAUGUCGAGAAGAUUCCUUCCAGUCUAUAGUGUCAUGCUCAGCAGUGGUAUUUUCCCAUGUGGAAGAGUCAAGUGAAAAGAAACAACCUACAGAAGAAGGACCAAAAAUAUCUGAGACAACAAAAAGAAAUCUCUAUCUACAUUUGCCAAGAGAAAGCGAUCAAGAGGAUACUAAGUGCCCUCGAGUCUGCCAAGUGCCCACCAGCCCAUCUGUGGAAUGGCCCUUUGCACAGGAAGACAUCAACGGCUUGGAAUCAUUGCCUUUCAGAUUGAUGAUGCAAGACUGUACAUCUGUAAAGACAUUACUGCUCAAAAUGAAGAGAAUCCUGCAAGAGAGUACUGAGAUGAGCCCAGCAAGUAGCACAGCUUCACUUCCAAUUAGCCCCAUUGCCGAAAGGAACCAUCCUUUUAAGGAUAUAAUGAAAGAUGAAUGCUCAAUGCUGAAGCUGCAGCUUAAGGAACGGGAUGAACUUAUCCACCAACUGCAAGAAGAGCUGAGACAGUGUUCUCCAAAUACUCUUAGCAGUGUCUUUACCCCUUUCACCUUUUCGACUACAUGA
Messenger RNA from Nanorana parkeri, 2428 nucleotides. RefSeq names its product coiled-coil serine rich protein 1 (gene CCSER1). Lineage: Eukaryota; Metazoa; Chordata; Amphibia; Anura; Dicroglossidae. The record is from RefSeq and is a predicted model, not a curated record. The transcript has 9 exons. The coding region runs from base 320 to 2428 and encodes 702 amino acids.